This is a messenger RNA of Aaosphaeria arxii CBS 175.79, 1507 nucleotides long. RefSeq names its product Rox3-domain-containing protein. Gene Ontology annotation, cellular component: mediator complex. The record is from RefSeq and is a predicted model, not a curated record. Lineage: Eukaryota; Fungi; Ascomycota; Dothideomycetes; Pleosporales. The transcript is spliced from 2 exons. Gene Ontology annotation, molecular function: transcription coregulator activity. Bases 84 to 1271 code for a protein of 395 amino acids. Gene Ontology annotation, biological process: regulation of transcription by RNA polymerase II.
AGCUACCAGUCAACUACGACCGGCACGCACCUCCCGUCCUCGUGGACCCAGAAACCUCCCAUCCAUCCAGCUCCACGGCACCUAUGUCGGAUCACUCUGCGAAGCGACAGCGCUUGACCGGUUCUUUCUCUCCCGCGAGUCCGCCAUAUCAUUUAGCCAAGCCGACCAACGAACAGACAAAGCCGCCCGUUGUUCAACCCAAUACGCCUACUUCUCCUCCCCAUAAUUCAAUGACUUCCUACUCACAUGGAGGAUCCGGAAUGAAUGCGACAGUCCCGGCCAGCGAGAUGACACCGCCCUCGUCCGUCCACAACACGCAGCAAGGGUCCCAAUUGGCAGGCUCGGGCUCCAACCCGAACCCCAUAUCAACCCCCUCUAGCAUUUCAAAUGCCAGGCGAGAUCCUAAUAUUGAUAGUGAUGGUGAUACGGCGAUGGAUUUUGACCAAAAUGAUGACGCAGGAAUGUCUCACGGACGGAGGCAUUCGAAUCACAACCGGCAAGGCAGAGGCACUUCUUCUGGUGAAGGCGCGGAUAAACCCUCGGAUUAUGCCAGAGGCAAUGGUCUCUUUAAGUCUUUCCAUAGCACUCAACCACAAUCACGGCCACAUGGAUCACAAAACUUAUUUGAGCUCUACGGCCUAACUGAACUUGCAAGUUCUGUCGCACGGACGAAUCCAGUAACAGGAGAGAAGAUCAACAAGCUACGAAAAUCAUAUGAGGGACAUAUCAAGACCUUACAGAUAGCUGGAAAAGCUAAGGCGACGAAGAUGGAAAAUGCUCUUUCAUGGCCAGCUAAUAUGCCUGAGCUGGAGUGGCAGGCGCAGAAAGGCAACACGUCCCAGAAAUUCAGAUUUGCCCUCGAUGAGCAAGACCGACCGACUUCGAACUUUGAGGAUUUACUGAACAGGGCCUUUACAGGCAUGGCUCCUGGACUACUUCCGGCUGCAGAGACGCAAAAAUAUAGACAAUACCUCGGGACAGACGAGGUUUCCAAGGGGAAAGCAGACGGCCCACCAAAUAGAAUACCGCAUCCAUCUUCGGGCACACCGAAUCCAAGCAUUCCGACAACAGCGCCCCGGGUAUCGAGACCUGAGCGAGCAGGUUCUAAACGAAACUACACAGACGAUUCGUUCCAGGGAUAUAGUGAAGGCUUCGCGGAUUACCCUGCGGAAUCAAAUGGAGAAGAUGAGCUUGGGAACGCCAAAAGGAGGAAAAUCGCGUUUGAUGGACCCUCUUCUCGAUCUGUGGAAGUCGGUGGCGCCCGGCGGUAGCAACGUGGGCUCAGCUACAGUGUCCUGUUUGGAAAGAGAGCUCGUCAUCUUCACAUACCCCCUCAACUCGUCUCCAACUUCGUUCUCACCUUAGCCGAUCGAGGCUUCUGACCUACCCAUCAAGAACAACCGACGAUCAACCUACCGCGAUGUUAUACUACUCGUCCUUAUCUCGCACAUGCCAUGAUUAUGUUUGCGCUUUCUUUUUCUUCAGUUCAAGGGCGUUGGCGUUGGCG